Anguilla rostrata (American eel) is the source of this 5208-nucleotide messenger RNA. Its product is annotated as gamma-adducin-like. The transcript has 16 exons. Gene Ontology annotation, molecular function: actin filament binding. The coding region runs from base 398 to 2470 and encodes 690 amino acids. Gene Ontology annotation, biological process: barbed-end actin filament capping. NCBI's taxonomy places the organism in Eukaryota, Metazoa, Chordata, Actinopteri, Anguilliformes, Anguillidae. The record is from RefSeq and is a predicted model, not a curated record. Gene Ontology annotation, cellular component: plasma membrane; postsynaptic density; cytoskeleton.
CGCAAACGAGAGCAGAAUUGUAUUUUAUGAAAUAAAGAAGUAUAAUUGUCUCGUUUUAGGUAGACCUCUUUAACUUUGCUGUUAAUUUUCAUGUGCACAAAUCUGUAAGUCAUUGGGUAGCUAUGCAAUAGCGUCUUCUAAAUUAAUAUGGUUUGAAAAGCAAAAACUAACGUUAGAUCUAGGCUAUAUCACAUGCUAGCCUUUGCUAGAUAAAUUGGUCACAGUGAAGUAUCUUAACUUGCUAGCCAGCGUGAACUUGUCAAGUGCAAGAUGAUGAACACCAUUACAGACUCGUCAGCCAGCGCCAGGGCAGGUGAGAAGAAUAUCUUGGUUCCUGGUUGCUGAGAGGAAUAUCUUUUCCAGGUGAAGGUCGGAGCCAUAGAGAGGAGCGUAGGCCAUGAGUGCAGAUGCCAAUCUGGGGGCGGUGACGACCCCUCCCCAGCCCUCCGCGGCCCACAAGGAGAGGUACUUCGACCGGAUUGAUGAGACCGACCCGGCGUACCUCCGCGCCCGGAACAUGUCCCCGGACCUGAGGCAGGACUUCAACAUGAUGGAGCAGAAGAAACGGGUCACCCUGAUCCUGCAGAGUCCGGCCUUCAGGGAGGAGCUGGAGGGCCUGAUCCAGGAGCAGCGGAGGAAGGGGAACGACCCGGCGGGCCUGCUGGCCCUGCGGCAGAUCGCAGACCUCUUCACCGCCAGCAGCGUCCCCGGCUCCUCCGCCCCGUCCGUCGGCCUGGGGAUAGCCUGUCCCAUCAAUGACAUGUUUGGGUUGGAGCUCUCCUCCCUGGUGAAAGGGGAGAGGCAGACUCGCUGCAAGCUGGCCUGCCUGUACCGGCUGGUGGACCUGUUCGGCUGGGCUCACUUCUCCAGCUCCUACAUCACCGUACGAGUCACUAAAGAGCAAGACCAUAUCCUCAUCAUUCCCAGGGGCUUGUCAUUUUCUGAAGCCACAGCAGCAAAUCUGGUGAAGGUGAACAUCCUGGGAGACGUGGUGGAACAGGGCUCCACCAACCUGAGCAUCGACCGCUUCGGGUUCAGCCCCCACUCCGCCGUCUACUCCACCCGGCCCGACGUGCGCUGCGUGGUCCACGUGCACACCCCCGCCACGGCCGCCGUGUCCUCUAUGAAGUGUGGCCUGCUGCCCAUCUCUCAGGAGGCCCUGAUCCUGGGGGAGGUGGCCUACUACAGCUACCAGGGCUCCCUGGAUGAGCCGGAGCAACGGGUGGAGCUGCAGAAGGCCCUGGGCCGCACCGCCAAGGUGCUGGUGCUGAGGAACCACGGUGUGCUGGCCCUGGGGGAGACGGUGGAGGAAGCCUUUCACUACAUCUACAACGCCCAGCUGGCCUGCGAGAUACAGGUGAACGCUUUGUCCUGCGCUGGCGGGGUGGAUAACCUGAUCGUGCUGGACGCGCUGCAGUACCAGCCUGUGACCCAGGGCGUGGCCGUGGGCGGAGUCAGCAUGGGCGGCCAGCACAAGUGGAAGGUGGGCGAGCUGGAGUUCGAGUCCCUCAUGAGAAUGCUGGACAACCUGGGCUACCGGACGGGGUACGCCUACAGGCACCCCAUCGUGCGGGAGAAGCCGCGGCACCGGAGCGAGGUGGAGAUCCCGGCCACGGUGACGGCGUACACGCUGGAGGAGCACGAGCCCGCCCCCCGCUCCCCGUUCGGCUUCCUGCCCCACAAGCAGCAGCAGCGCGAGAAGACCCUCUGGCUCAACUCGCCCAACAGCUACACCAAGGUCAACGUGCCCGAGCCGUCCCACAACGGAGAGGCUAGCCCCCGCACCAAAACCACGUGGAUGAAGGCGGAGGACUUGGGCAACAGCAGCGGCACUCCAAUCAAAAUCGAGGACCCCAAUCAGUUUGUGCCUCUCAACACCAACCCCAGCGAGGUGCUGGCGAAGAGGAACAAGAUCCGAGAGCAGAACCGCUUCGACCUGAUGACGGCCGGACCCUGCGCCCAGGUCCUCGCCGGCAUUGUGGUGGACAAGCCGGCAGCGCCCUACGUGAUGCCGGAUGAGGACCAGAUGGAGCCGCUCCCUCCCAACCCCUUCAGCCAGCUGACGGAGCGGGAGCUGGAGCAGUACAAGCAGCGGGUGGAGCGCCAGGAGCUCGGGAUCGAGGAUGAGGAUCAGGAGCUAACAUCUGAGGAUGUCUCCACCCUCUCACAGUCUGUGUCUCAACCGCAGUCUCCACAAAUAACCCCGGCUGCUGAAGAAAACCACGGCGACGGGCUCCUGAACGGCCGGGACUUCCUGCAGGACGUGGGGGAGGACCUGAGCAAGCGCCUGAGUCAGCUGACCACCAGCACGGCCGAGAGCCUGGAGGUGGCGAACGCGCCCGCCGACAAGACGGAGGAGCCGCUCACCCCCGAGGGCUCCCCCGCCAAGUCCCCCAGCAAGAAGAAGAAGCUCUUCCGCACCCCCUCCUUCCUCAAGAAAAGCAAAAAGAAGGAGAAGGUCGAGGCCUGAAAGGUGCCCUUAAAAAAAACAACAACAACAACAACAAAAACACGAUUAAGUCAAGGACUCACAUCUCAAAAUGAGGGGUUUGGGUGUAACGGAGAAAUUAGAAGUCUUGAGCCAAAUGUAAAGUUGAAGUAAGUCCUGGAGAACUGGCUCUUUCUGCAGAAGGGGGGUUAUUUCUGCCUAGGCCUGAUCAUGAAUUAUGAAAUCACCCUUUUUGUUUUUCUUCGUUUUGUUUUGUAUAUUUUCUCGACGUGGGCGGGUAAAGCACGUCGAUUGUUCGUAUCUUAACUGCACAAAAGAGGGUGUGGCUAAACGUUCCCUUGUACAAUUCCCCUUUUUAAUAGUGAGAGUGACGCCCUUUCUUAAGUCGGGGUUUUGGGUCACUCGAGAUAUUUUUGAUGAGAUCCUUUCUGAAUCCCGUCCGAAUGCUUUGUGAGCGGCGGUGGCGACUGCUGCAUCGGACGCUUGCCGUGAAAGAGACGGAACUUUCUGGAAGAGGCCUCGGGUGACCGGGCGGCCUUCACGGCUGGUCCAGCUCCUUCACAGACCCUCCUGUGAAAAAUGGCUGCGCUGUUAUUUUUAGAAGAGCCGCUCCUUCCCCUCUCAUUUCCGACUUCUGAGCCUUUCUUCUAAGAACGCGCCGCGUCCAUUUUACAGCACGAGAGAAAAGGAGCACGGCAUGACGGGUAACGAGUUCCCGAAAUGGCCGUCUGUUUUAACCCUUAAAGUACGAAUCCGGUCAUCUCAUGAAACUUUGUUUUUAUUGUCAUUGAUUCAGUUUUAAAAUUUUUAGUCCACUUGGUUUUUUUUCAGUCCUUUUUUUACACGUUUGAAGAGAAGGCAAAUGUAAAAUGUGUUUUGCGUCACGUCGCGAUCGAUUAGCGAAGCCGCGUGUCUAAAGUGAUAUAACUACACGCAUUGCAUCUCAGAUUGUUAGAACCUGUUUUAAUAACACUUGUACAAACUGGAGUAAGUGUCUAACACUUUAUUUGACGUUGCUGCACUUUUAUUGGCAUGUAAUGAAAAGCAUGUUAGGAAGUUUCACCAGAUGAAGGCUUGUGUAUCGGAAAAGAACUGGGGUACUGAAGCAGAGCAGGAUGUUCUUUGAUUUGCAGAGAUGAGUUUAGCAGUUUUCACUGGAAACAUAUCUAUCUACAGUAGGUAGAAUAAGAGGAGAAGAGGAGGUUUAAAAGUUUGUUUUAUAGUUUAUGUAGAAGGGUCAUUCGGAGUUAGACAUUUGGCACAAGUCAUUUCUGAAUUUGAGACAUACUGGACACCUUUUUCAUUUUGACCGUGAAGUUUUCUCCGCUCAUAUUACAACUGAAAAAUUUUGGGCAUUAAUGACCAGGUUCCCUUUGUGAAAGCCAUUGUUUUGCAACUUCCUCUAAAUAUAUUCCCUUUUUUUUUUUCUUUUUUCUUCAAAGGCACUCUUGACCAGUUCUACAAAAAAAAACGCUGGAUCUAAUUUUUGAAUGAGAAAUGUCUGGCAUGAUCUUUUGUUGCCCUGCAAUGAAGCAUUUUCAUAUGUAAGGGAUUUGUAUGAUAACAGGAAAAUCUCUCAGUGAGAAAAUGAGUCAGAUAAAUAGUGCUAACGUGCUUUUAGCAGUUCUUUGAGCCACUGGAGAAUAAUUUCUCUGUGAAAGGGGUGUGUACCUCCCACUUAAUGAAUUAGUGAAUAUGGUUAUAAUCGAGGGAGAAAUGUUAUGCAGACAUUUUUUUUAAUAUAAGAACAUUUUUUUGCCGUCUGCAAGAUUGAUUCCACUCACAAAUGAGUUGAACUUCAUAAAUAUGUGGGCGUCCCAUUUAAAAAAAAAAAAAAAACAUUCCUUCAUUAUUUUGUCCUCCAUUCUUUGCUCGAAUAGCACGUUAGCUGGAACAUUAACUCUCAAAGGCUGUCAAACUGGUGUUCAUUUAUCCAUGUACUGCUCUUCUAUCCAUCUCCAAACUCUUGAUUUGCGGGUCUGUUCUCUAAUGUAACUUGUAAAUGUUUAACAUUCAUCUUGUUUUGCUUAGUUUUUUAGCCGUACUGUGCCAUUUCCAUUUUAAUAGCGUUUUAUUUUUUUAUAAAAAAGUAUGUCUGAAGAUGUCGACCAUGAACAAAAAAUGAGUUCUUGCGCAUUCCAAACGGUUAGAAGAGGAUUCUAAUAUCCCGGCUAGCAAUGUGAAUUAGUAUUGCUGUGACGCAAAGAGGAGAGGCACAUUAAAACGUUGUAAAUAGUAUGUGAGGGUGUCGGGCCAGUCGCUGGAGAAGAGUGAGCUUCAAAAAGGAAAGAACCUGACGCUGACUCGUACUGGAAAGGUUUCCCUCCCGUUUUGUGUUUUUAAUCCUGUACGCAUCUUUUGCUUUUGAAAUAUAAUUAACUUUUUUUUUUCUUCCUGUGUUUCAACAUACAUUUUGAAAGAGGAUUUUACUGAGCACUAAGCUUUCUCCUCGUUCUUAGGAGCGUAACUCGAUGGGAAAUGUCACGCCUUGCUGUGUUUUCUCUGCACCUUCGUUCACUAACGCCGCCAUUUUGUGUAGACGUUUUGAGCUGCUUCGGCUUCUGAGUUACAGCCAGACUAAUCUGAGACCUGUGGAAACUAUGAAUGCUCAUCUACUGGAUUUUCUCUUAGAUGUAUCUCUAAUCUGUGUAAAUUCACAAAUAAAAACAAUAUUUUGAUGAAUCACUGCUAUUUUUUAAGUCUGAUUUAGGACUGUGUCGAAUUAAACCAGAGUAAAAAAUAAAAAGAAUUGUACUUUU